UGAGUUAGGAUCAAGCCUGUGCGCCAAGGACAAUAUGAGCAUGAAAGAGAUUUUCAUCCUGCUGCUGUAUCUGUAUUUGGUCUUCAAUGUUCAAGCCAUUCAAGAGAGUAUCCCAAUGAAGAGCUUGAAGUGCUACAAUGACUACAACUCACAGGUGACCUGCACAUGGAUGGAGCAUUCUGCGGCUCAUGACCUUGUUAGUAUGAUUCUUUACCAAAGGGAUAAUAUUCAAAUGGAGAACAAGGACAUGUUUUGCAAACGCCAGACAGAAAAUAACUUGCAUGAAACUCCAGACGUGUAUGUACACUGGGUCUGCCACAGCACUACAAAUUCUUUUGGAAUAGGGGUAGAUGAUAUUUAUGGCUUCAGACCUAACAAGGUUCUUCAAACAGAACUGGAUGUUGAUCUUUUCCAAAAUGUUCAGCCCCUCCCACCUCAAAACCUCUCAGUCAGCUCAAUGACAUCGGGGGACUUCCUGCUGACCUGGAAAACAGCCGAUGGAAGCCAAGGGCUGAGCAAUGCACUGGACUAUGAAGUCACUUACAAGCGGGAGUGGGAGUCCUGGGAGGAAGCUGCCUCGCUCUUGCUCUCCAACACCACCCAUUGCAGUCUCAGCCAUGAGGACCUUGUCCCAGGGAGCAGCUACGUUGCCCGCGUGCGAGCCAGACCAGGGCAGGCCAGCAGCUUCUCUGGGCAGUACAGCAAGUGGAGCAUGGAGGUGUCAUGGAAGACCCCUGAAGGUGGCCUUCAGCCCAGGAAUCUUCGCUGCCUCUUCAGUGGUGGAGAUCGUCUGACGUGCAGCUGGGAAGUGAAGAAAGUGAUCACCACCUCUGUCCUCUUUGGCUUGUUCUUCAGGGCCACUCCAGCAUCAGAAGAAGAGGAGUGCUCUCCUGUGCAUGAGAAGACUUUGCCCCACACCCCAUAUGUAGUCCAGAGCUGUGAGAUCCCUGUUAGCAAUUCUAGUAGCCAGAGGAAGUACCAUGUAUCUGUCCGGGCCAAGACAGAGGACAAGCUGAUUGAAGCCUACAAAAACAUUCAGGUGCUGCCACCCGCAAAUGUGUCAGUAACAGCAACAGAGAACCAAGAGUAUGAACUAAGGUGGAAAAAACACGAUUUGAAUUACAGCUUCAUAACACAGAGAUACCAAGUCAAGUACUGGGAAAACAACCGAUAUGAAAAGACUCUCCAGGUGUUAAAUAUCAGCAAUGAUGAACCUCCCUUCAUCUUCACCCUGCAGAUGCUGGCAGCAUCUACAGAAUAUAGGGGGAAAAUGCGUGCAAGGGUGAAUAGGCCUCUGGAAUAUGAGGGACCUUGGAGUGAAUGGAGUGAGGAAUUCACCUGGAAGACUGAGAGUGUUCUGGCACCUGUGGUUCUCCCAGUGACGCUCCCAGCUCUCAUUGUCGCUUUGCUGAUAGUUACUUAUUGCAGCUAUAAGUAUUUCCUCAGGAAGAAGAAAAUGUGGGAGGAAAAGAUUCCGAACCCCAGCAAGAGUCUCCUGAUCCAGGGCUACCUGGGGAAAGGACAUUUGGGAAGUUUGCCAACAAGCAACCAGCUGGACUUCAACAAAUACAACCUUUCAGAAAAGAUGGAGCAGGCUAGCUUCCUUCAAGUUGUGGACAGGCAGGUGAAGACUUUGGCAGAGUGCCUUGAAGGGCAGACUAAGAAGACAGAUGUUUCCCCAGUUACACCGGACCUACAGAACUCAUACCAUGCUUUAAAUGAGUCAGAGCAUGCCCCGGUUGCCUGCUCAAGUCAGAGAGCUGGUCAUUCCUUUUCCAUUUCAAGGAGAAACAGUGCUGAUGCAUGUAUUGCUUCCCACACAGCAAUCCCUUGCUUUGCUUUCAAUGGUCCAUACCUGUAUAGCCCAGUGGUAUCCUCUCACCCUGAUAUACACCAGACCCUGGAAAUGGACCCUGUGGGACUCAGUAAGAAAUCAGUUUCCCUUCAGUAUGUGACUCUCCCAAGGGAAGACUCUCCCCAGACCCCACAGAGGCAAGAACAGCCAGGAGCAGUUCGUCCAAAGGACGUGCUCUCAGAUCAGCAGGAAAUGAUGCAGCACCUCAAUGACAAGGAAGAAGUCUCACAGGCCUCACCAGCCUGUGGGGAAGGCACCAGCAAGGGAACACAGGAGCAGAACUCUCCAAAGGCUCUCAGCUGUACCACGUCUCCUCAACAGUGCCCCUUGGAGUACAUCACCACGGACAGCCUGUUACUGCCAUCAGCCAGUACCUCCACCCAUCCUCCCCUUGUCACAGCUGAAGAAUCACCCUGUGGCUCACAGCAGCCCCAGCCUCCCAGUGACCACUCUUGCCAUGAGUCUUCUCUGGGGGAAACUGGUGUCAUGAUCCCAGUUUCAGGCCAAGCACCAACCUCAUCUCCUGAAUUGUACCUGGAUACCUUUGGCAACUAUCUUACUGUGCCUGAAGGUCUCCAUGAACAUUCAAAGCCCACAAAGAUUUCUUUGCCUGUCUUAGAGAAGGAAAAUGGUAUUCCUAGAAAGCAGCCUUUGUCAGAAGGUAACUUGGUGGUGUUAAACCCUGACAGUACUGAGCCAGUUUUCCUUUGCCAGGUUGGUGACUAUUGCUUCCACAGCCUAAAAUCCAGCAUGAAGAUGGAUAAUAGUCAGGAAGACCACCAAGUCAAGAAUCUUUCUGAAAGCGAGACAACACUUGGGCAGCCUGUAUGUGAUGAUGAAUCCAUGACGGGGAAGGAAAAGGAUGUAUGGAAGAGGGAAAAAAUACAGGCCAUUCAGCUUUUCAAAAACCUGAAAUCAGAUGAUUACUUUUCCUGGCAACAAUCUUUGAGGAUCAAAGAAAACUGUUAAAUAUUAAUGAAUACCAAACAGACAGGUAACUGAAAGAGGUUGCAACUAUCUGGUGAAAAUGAACCCUCAAACCUAGGAACA
Molecule: messenger RNA, 2905 nt
Organism: Vidua macroura (Pin-tailed whydah)
Lineage: Eukaryota; Metazoa; Chordata; Aves; Passeriformes; Viduidae
Gene: CSF2RB
Product: colony stimulating factor 2 receptor subunit beta
Exons: 13
Coding region: 35-2824 (929 amino acids)
Biological process (GO): cytokine-mediated signaling pathway; immunoglobulin mediated immune response
Cellular component (GO): external side of plasma membrane
Molecular function (GO): protein binding; cytokine receptor activity
Source: RefSeq, a predicted model, not a curated record